Messenger RNA from Spizellomyces punctatus DAOM BR117, 615 nucleotides. RefSeq lists its product as uncharacterized. The transcript is spliced from 3 exons. Gene Ontology annotation, molecular function: protein binding. The record is from RefSeq and is a predicted model, not a curated record. The coding region runs from base 1 to 615 and encodes 204 amino acids. NCBI's taxonomy places the organism in Eukaryota, Fungi, Chytridiomycota, Chytridiomycetes, Spizellomycetales, Spizellomycetaceae.
AUGCAUUCUCAAUUCUUAUCGCUGUCACGGUUUGCAGGGUUUAGCAGCACCACCCGACACUAUGCGUCGCAUUCCAGUGACUCUGUCACAGCAGCAGAUCCAGAGACGAUAAAGGCAAGGGAAUGGUUCAACGAAGGCACACAAAAAUGGAACAAUGAUGAUCUCCAUGGAGCAUUGGAUUGCUUUGAAAAGUCGGCAUGGACCAAGGCGACUGGGGACGCUUACUACAAUAUUGCAAACUGUCAACUGCAACUAGGGAGACAUGAGGCGGCCAUCAAGUCAUGGAAAAAGUCCUUGGAGCUCUCUCCAAACCGCAGCGAUGCCCACGUAAAUAUUGCUAAUGUUCAUGCAUUGAUCCUCAAAGACCCCGAAACAGCCCUCUCCCAUUACGAGGAGGCCCUUCGUCUGGAACCCAAUGACGGCGAAAUCCACUACAAUUAUGCCGUCGUUCUCGACUCUAUGGGUCGUCUGGAAAAAGCGGUUGAAGAGUACAAGCUUGCCGUGCAAAAUGGCACAGCUGUUGCAGAGAAAAAUCUGCGAAAUGCGAUGGCAAGACUUUUGACCAAAAAGGCAGAGGACGCCGCAAAGGGCGCCGGCUCUGGUAAUGAGAAGUAG